Schizosaccharomyces japonicus yFS275 is the source of this 2344-nucleotide messenger RNA. Its product is annotated as MatE family transporter. Gene Ontology annotation, biological process: xenobiotic detoxification by transmembrane export across the plasma membrane; transmembrane transport. Lineage: Eukaryota; Fungi; Ascomycota; Schizosaccharomycetes; Schizosaccharomycetales; Schizosaccharomycetaceae. Gene Ontology annotation, cellular component: membrane. The coding region runs from base 431 to 2053 and encodes 540 amino acids. The record is from RefSeq and is a predicted model, not a curated record. Gene Ontology annotation, molecular function: antiporter activity; xenobiotic transmembrane transporter activity. The transcript is spliced from 2 exons.
UAAAGACCUUAUCAAAUGGCAAGAAUUGGUCUUGGCGAACCUGCUCUCUGACAGUCUCCGAUUCUUACUAGAGGACCCGGAUUGAAGUCUUUUCUCUUGUUUUUCGGCACCAUUACAUCUGUCUAAGUAGUAAAAAUUUGUUUUAACAAGAUACGGCUUUGACUGGACUAAUUCAGCCGAUUUCUCAGAGUCGCCGCAAGUUUGGUUUCCGUAAUACUUUGUUAAAAAAUUCUUGUCUACCUUUGUCCAUUCACGAGAAUUCGUUCUUUUCAAUCGUUUCUAAAAAAAAUUCUCUGUUUGUGUCACGGCUAUCGUUAUUUUCCUUUGGUUUCUCUCAAGUUUUUUUAUAAAUUUUGAAAAAACGAAUCUGGUUACUUAAGUCAUCGAAAGUUCUUAAUUACUCUUUUUGCUUCAGUACAGACUUUAAAAAAUGUUUUCUUCGCGAACAACAUUAAAGGAGCGUUCUCACCAACUGAUUGCUCGAUUGUUGGGUGCUACAAGUGAGCCUAUCACUCCCGUUAGUAGCUCCUCUCAACUUUCUAUAAAUGAACGUGAGCUCUUGCUGAAUAGGGAUAAUCUGUAUAACGAGAACGAGUAUGUUGAACCCGAAAUUCCCGCAAUUUAUGGGUCAAUGGCUCCCAUUCCCGAUCAAAUACCCCAAAACCCGUUCAAAGGAGACGAUCGUCACACGACUGAGGUUGUUCAAAUUGCAAAGAAUGAAGCAUAUGAGCUUUUUCGCCUGGGUGUACCUACUGUAUUUGCUUAUGUAUUUCAGUCGUCAGAGCAGUUUUCAACUGUAUUCAGUUUAGGACAUUUAGGGAAAGAGGAGCUUGCUGCUUCCUCCUUGGCAACAAUGACUGCGGCUAUUUCCGCGUUUUCUAUCUUUAUGGGUGUUAUUUCUUCGUUAGAUACUUUGGCCACACAAGCAUUCGGUGCGGGAAGACCUCAGAAUCUUGUCAUUUAUCUUCAACGAUGCCUUUUUAUCCUUGCUCUUUUGCAUAUUCCCAUCGCAUUUGUAUGGCUGAAUCUUGAAAAGCUCCUGCUUUUGAUUCACCAAGAUCCUCAGGUUGCAACUCUGUGUGGUCGCUACAUGAAGGUUUUUAUUUUCGGAUCUCCUGGAUAUGCCAUUUUUGAAGCUCUCAAGCGUUAUCUUCAGGCUCAGGGUAUCUUUGCACCCAUUACCGUUACCCUUGCGUUUGCCGCACCUUUAAACUUGAUUCUCAACUAUUUGCUUGUAUGGAGUCCUGUUGUGGGUUUUGGUUUCCUUGGCGCUCCUACUGCUGUCGUCAUUACGUACUGGUUCCAAGCUACUGCCUUAGUUUUAUAUGUUCGUUUCUCUUCUCGCCCUGUCAAAUGGACCGGUUUUACUAAGCGUGCCCUCUGUAAUCUUUACCCCAUGAUGAAGCUUGCCUUUUACGGUGUCCUGAUGAUCGCUACCGAGUGGGCAGCUUACGAACUUACCAGUCUUGGUGCCAGUUUCUUGGGAACUGUCAGUUUGGCUGCUCAAUCUAUUAUGCUCACAACUACAUCAUUGGCUUAUCAAAUACCUUUUGCUUUCUCAGUCGCAUCGUCAGCCAGAGUGGGUAAUUUGGUUGGUUCCGGACAUGCUAACGCAGCACGUAUUUGUACUCGUGUAGCUACCAUGAUUGCCUUGACUCUUGCUACCAUUAACUCUUUGUUUUUCUAUACGUGCAGAUACCACUGGGGAAGUUUGUUUUCUUCUGACCCGGAUGUUCUUGCCGCCGUAACAUAUGCUUUCCCCGUGUUAUGCUGUUUCGUUAUCUUCGAUGCCAUGAGUGCUAUUGGUGGAGGUAUUUUGCGUGGAAUGGGCAAGCAGAACAUCGGCGGUCCAGUAAGUAUUAUUUCAAAUUACUGUAUCGCCAUUCCACUUGCUUGUGUCUUUGUUAUUGUCUUCCAUCUGGGACUCCGUGGUAUCUGGUAUGGUAUGAUUAUUGGCAUUGGUAUGAUUGUGCUGUGUGAGUAUAUAGUUAUAGCUCGUGCAAAUUGGAAACGCAUCAUCCUGGCAGCCGACAAGCGCCUCUCAACCGCUUAAUUGUGUUUACAAUUUGUUUUACUGGAAAUGGGCUAGUUUUUAUACUUUCUUUUAUUUGUGGUUCUGUUCUUUCCUUCUUUUUUUUGUAACCAUAUUCUGUUUCUUCUUCCGCUAAUAGUUCGACCUUCCCUUUAGUUAUCUUCGCUUGGUUCAUCUGCAGGGCUCUGAUAAUGAAGCACUAGAUGAUGCCAUGCAAGUGAGUAUCGGUAUGAAAGAGUUCAGUUCUAAGGAUUCAGGUUAAUUUUAAUAUAAUGUUUGUGUAAUAAAAUAGCGUAGUACUCAUUCACUCUC